UGAAUAACUAUAGACUAGGCCUAUGUGAUCCGUAUGCCUGGCUGGCCGGCUGCCGCUGAUUUCUUGCCCAUGAGCUCCGUUCCUGUAUGCCCGUGUAUAAGAGCAGAGCAAGGAAGAGCAAUCGGCUGCCCCAUCUACUCGUGAACAUGGGUAAUCGGUACAUUGCGAUCGUAGCACUGGGUGUAUUUUUGGCCCAAACGAUGGCCCUAGAUCAACCCACUGUUACUGUGGAACAAGGUGUUCUGGUCGGAACCACCGAAACUUUUGAGGAAACCCAAUUCAUCAAUGUGAACAAAACCAUUGAUGUCUUCAAGGGGAUACCAUUCGCUGAGCCGCCCGUGGGGCCGCUUCGAUUCAGACCCCCGGUGGAAAAAAAGCCGUGGGUCGGUACAUACGACGCUACGAACUUCAGAGAUGCCUGUAUGCAGAACCCAGCAUAUGUGGGUAAUCCACCCGUGAGCGAAGACUGCCUACAUCUCAACAUCUAUGCACCAAAACCCGCAUUGCCAGAGGGCGCUCCCGUCAUGGUCUGGAUACAUGGUGGUGGUUUCAGUAGUGGAUCCAGCCGUGAGCUAAUGUAUCAAGGGCAGUCAUUGGUUGCAUCGGGUGACGUCAUCGUUGUCUCAAUCAAUUAUCGCCUGAAUGCAUUUGGGUUUCUUACAACAGGUGAUGAAGCAUUGCCGGGUAAUGUUGGACUCAUGGAUCAAGUCUUAGCGUUGAAGUGGAUUAAGGAGAAUAUUGCAGCUUUCGGCGGCGAUAGAAACCGCGUUACUAUCUACGGUCAGGCUGCAGGAUCGGCCAGCGUCAGUUUUCACAUACUGUCUCAACUAUCCGAGGGUCUGUUUGACCGUGCAAUAAUGCAGAGUGGUACGGCUUUUUCACCUUGGGCGUUUUCCGAGGACAUGGAGAGGCUACGAAAGCAGGCUUUUGACAUCGGGCAGAAGCUUGGCUGUGGAGCAUCUGAGAGUACCGCCCUGGUGAAUUGCCUGAGAGACAAGAACGCAACGGAUAUUGACAGAGCUUUAGGCAGUAGCUUCCACUUUUUCGCCGCGGUGGUGGAUGGAAGCUUCCUGGUCGACACACCAGAAGCUCUAUAUGCAGCUGGUCGGUACAAUCACGUGGAUCUUCUCCUAGGCACAACUAAAGAUGAAGGCACGCUGUUUAUACUUGACCAGCCUCGCUUCUCCCACUACGUUACCUCAAAGGAGCCCCCCACUCUGAGCAGACAGGACUUUGAUGAACUUAUCGACGGUGAAGUCUUUCUGGAUGGUAAAAUGAAACCAGUUGAUGACGCUAUCAGAAUGCAGUACAUUGACUGGUCCAAGGCAGACUUCAGCGACCAUGACUACUUUCGCUCGUUCGUGGAGUAUGCGACGGAUUUCUAUUUUGCUAGCGGGACGGACAUGGUGGCGCGCUUCCAUUUCAAUGGCAACGACAGCGUCUUCCUGUAUCAGAUGACGCACGUACCAUCUGUGUCCAUCUUCAGGCAAGGCGGACCAGGGUGGCUAGGUUGCGGUAACGCUGAAGACAUCUCGUUUGUCUUCGGCCUUCCCUUCAUCUCUAAUAUGGCGCCGCUCUAUGCCGCAUUCACGGAUGAAGAAAGAGGACUGUCCGUCGAGUUCAUGCAGUUCUGGACAAGCUUUGCCGAAACUGGAAACCCUGGGGUGCAGAAGCCACGUUCCCCUCCCGACUCCCAGCGCACCUUCUGGCCUCGGUUUACCGUCCCGGAGAUAGAGUACAAGGAACUCAGCUUGAAUAUGAAUACGUCCAGGGCGCUCAAGAGUCAGCAGUCUUAUUUUUGGAACUCCUAUAUCAUUGAGCUCAACAAUAUGCUCGUUCCAGAAGCAAGGACUACCGUCGGUUCGAGACCAAACGUCGGCUCGGGAGUAAACAUUGCUGCUUUUGUCCUAGCAGGCGUCCUGUUCAUUGUGGUUGUGAUUGGCCUCGUCGCUUUAAUCCUGUCGAAAAAACGUAGGGCUGUCCGUUCACAGCAAAGCACUUCCGACCAAGUGCCGUUAUGGAUGUAGCAGAACGUGAACGGAGACAAGCACUUUACGCCUGGACGUACACGUAUUUUUCCGAGUGGAGAUCGGAAACGAGUUCGCCGAUCGAGGACCUUUUUCUCCCCUGACUGUAAGACAGAGGGGGAUAUUGCAAUAGCGUAUUCCUUCUGUGUGUGUACGCACAUGUUUGUUUUACAUACGCUAUGUGGACAUUCCUUUGUUUUCGUGUAGUUAAGAAAACUCGGUACAAAAAA
Messenger RNA from Patiria miniata (bat star), 2257 nucleotides. RefSeq names its product cholinesterase 1-like. NCBI's taxonomy places the organism in Eukaryota, Metazoa, Echinodermata, Asteroidea, Valvatida, Asterinidae. The record is from RefSeq and is a predicted model, not a curated record. The coding region runs from base 87 to 2027 and encodes 646 amino acids. Gene Ontology annotation, molecular function: cholinesterase activity. The transcript is spliced from 10 exons.